Danaus plexippus (monarch butterfly) is the source of this 1389-nucleotide messenger RNA. RefSeq names its product dynein axonemal light chain 4. Gene Ontology annotation, cellular component: dynein complex. The transcript has 2 exons. Bases 322 to 639 code for a protein of 105 amino acids. NCBI's taxonomy places the organism in Eukaryota, Metazoa, Arthropoda, Insecta, Lepidoptera, Nymphalidae. The record is from RefSeq and is a predicted model, not a curated record. Gene Ontology annotation, molecular function: dynein light intermediate chain binding; dynein intermediate chain binding. Gene Ontology annotation, biological process: microtubule-based process.
CACCUAUAAAAAUGUGUAAGAAUAUAGUAGUAGGGUAUAAUAAUUUAUUUCGGAUUACUAAAAAUUCACGCAAUUCAAAAUAAUCUGUACUUUGACCUUGUAUACAGUUUAUCCCGUCGAGAUUUACAUAAACUGGCAAUUGGUAGUGAGAGAUUUAGAUGCUGAGAAAAAUCAAUCGCAACAUCCCGCCCACCUCCGGUUUCCAAGGCGACAAGUAAACAGUGAGGCGACGACUCGAAGAGCGAUACACGCUGCGUUGCAUUCUUAUUUUUGCUUUUCUAUUUAGUGUUUUUUGGAUUUGCAGUGAAGUGAUUAAAGAAAAUGGGAGAAGAAGUAGCAGCUGCUGGUGCAGCGGUCGAAAAAGUGGUGCACACUUAUCCACUUAUUAGGCACACAGAUAUGUCAGAGGAGAUGAGGGUCGAGGCCAUCGAGCUGUCAGUGACGGCAUGUGAAAAAUUCUCACAAAACAACGAACUAGCCGCUCGAAUGGUCAAAGAGUCGAUGGACAAGAAGUUUGGGCCGGCGUUCCACGUGGUUGUGGGAGAGAGUUACGGUUUCGAAAUAACAUACGAAUGCACAACAAUAUGUUAUAUGUAUUUUGGCGGGAAUCAAGCUAUCUGCAUUUGGAAAUGCUCCUGAAUGAUUCUAAAGUUACCGUAUAUUUGUUAACUGUAUACUUUGAGGGUUACUCCGUCCGAAGUUCCCUUCAAAUUUCAGAACGCCAGAACUUUAAACAUUCAAUGUUAUAACUUAUAAGACUUGGAAUUGUUGAAAACAUUAAAAUACCAUCCCAAGAUAAUAUUUAAAGAUGCGGAAUGCGUUGUGUACUUUUAAGACGAAGCUUACAUGUAACAUAUGUGCCUACACAAUGGAAUAUUAAUCUUUAUGCGAUAUAGAAAAAAAAAUAAGUUAAAAUUUAUAAAUAACAAAUCUAAUAUGCUUAAAAGUUGAUAGUUGAAAGCUUAAACUUUGUCGAAUAUUUUUAUGGUAAAAUUUCCAGUUUUUUUUAUAUCAUACACUAUUAUUUUAAAAGAUAAACAGUUUAAUUUUAUAAUGCCAGACAUAUUUUUAAAUGUACCUAAAUUUUGAAACUCUGCAUCGAGUAAUCAUUCAUUACAAUCUACUAAUAAACACCCAACAUACCGUUAAAUAAUUGUUGUAUAAUGAUAUGUUGUUUAUUCGACAUGUUUUUUUUUACAUAACGCUCACAAUACGUAACAACAACACAAGGAAUUCGACUGUUACUUCUAAUUUUACUUAAACAAACAGUCCUAUUCAUCUCAAUUGGCACCCUGUAUCUAUGAUGUUAAGUGUUCAAAGCUUUAUUUUUUUUUAACAAUUUCAAAGAAAGGCGAACAUUCUUCCACUCGAUGUUUCAAAAAUACUAUU